Messenger RNA from Menidia menidia (Atlantic silverside), 1970 nucleotides. The record is from the annotation of a GenBank genome assembly. Lineage: Eukaryota; Metazoa; Chordata; Actinopteri; Atheriniformes; Atherinopsidae.
AUGUCGUCCGCGGCGGUCGCUGCUUCUUCCAGGAGGCAGUCGUGUUAUUUGUGCGACCUGCCUCGCAUGCCUUGGGCCAUGAUCUGGGAUUUUACCGAGCCCGUGUGCAGGGGAUGUGUCAACUACGAGGGAGCGGACCGCAUCGAGUUUGUCAUCGAGACCGCCCGGCAGCUCAAGCGGGCUCACGGCUUCCAGGAGGGCCGGUCUCCCGGGCCCGGGAAGUCCCAGCUCUCCGGGAAGGACCUCCAGGCGAUGAACCACGCAGCGGCGGCCGCGGCCGCGGCGGCGGCGGGAGACCCGGGCUCCCGGCCGCCGCAGCCCCUGGACCGCUACCCGCUGUCCUCCGACCGGCCGCCCAGGCUGGGCCCCGAGUACCAGUCCGGCCGCCAGGCCAACGGCAUCCCGGUGCCUAACGGAUUUCCUAAGCCCGACGAGCCGCCGGAGCUCAACCGCCAGAGCCCCAACCCGCGCAGGAAUAGCGCCGUGCCCCCGAACCUCGUGCCUUUGGUGAACGGCAGCAUGCCCCCGGUGCACGCGCUCAACGGCCGGACGGCCCAGAUGGGGCACCCCUCCGCCAUGGCGGCCGCCGGCCCCGCGGAGCUGGCCAAGAGAGCCGCGCCGGGGGCCGGCGGCGAGCACGACCGGGAGGCGAAGGACAAGCACAGAGCGGACAGCCUCACCCCGGACAUCACGGAGAGCCUGAAGAACCGGGCCGAGCAGGAGUGGGGCGGCAAGGGCAAGACCGUGAGGGACCUGAUGGCUCUGCACACCUUCGACAGGUUCAAGAAGGACCACGGGACCAUGCAACAAAGGGUUAUGAGCUACGACACCAGCGCCUCGGGAUCCAAAUCAGACAGAGGCAAGCAUCCCCGCAUGAAGAGAAAAGCAUCGCCUGAACCCGACGGCGAAGUCACGGCCGCCAAGCUGAACGGGGAGGGACAGCAGUGGUUACCGCCGCCCGCCGAAGGACUGAAAAUGCCUCCGGUUCCCCCGCCAAACUUUGCCUCCCCACCCUCCACGAUAUCCCCCCACCCCCGCACCACCCCGCCCGAGGCGGCCCAGAACGGCCAGUCCCCCAUGGCGGCGCUCAUCAUAGCAGCAGACAAUGCAGGUGGGAACAGCUCCCCCAAGGACGGCAACCAGGUCCACUCCACCACCCGCAGGAACAGCAGCAGCCCCCUGUCCCCGUCCUCCAUGAACCAGAGGAGGCUGGCACAGAGGGAGCCGUCCGGGGCAGGCACCCCCCACGUGCCCGGCAUGGACCAAGUGCACCCCCAAAGCAUUCCGGACUCCUCGGUACCGGGCAGCAUACCCCUGUGCUGCACGCUGUGCCACGAGCGCUUGGAGGACACACACUUUGUUCAGUGCCCGUCUGUGCCCUCUCACAAAUUCUGCUUCCCCUGCUCGAGGGAAAGCAUAAAGCAGCAAGGUGCCACGGGUGAAGUGUACUGUCCGAGUGGAGAGAAAUGUCCCCUGGUUGGCUCAAACGUACCAUGGGCUUUCAUGCAAGGGGAAAUCGCCACCAUCCUUGCGGGAGAUGUCAAAGUAAAAAAGGAGAGGGACCCUUGAUUUUGUCUGAACACUUCUUUGGGGAGGGGAGGCAAAAAUAUGAGUAUAAAUAUAUAAAUAUCACAUACAUACCAUUCAAACAAACUAACGGACUUGUACAUAUUGGACCCAAGGGAAGAGUAUACUUCGUAAACAUGGUUGUAUAAUUUUUGAUUUUUGAAUACAUUGUGUUUCUAUAUUUUUGAAGAUAAAGGUAUGUACUCAUCAUAAUGAACUACGUUCCUCUUUGUUGAUGUUUAACAAAAUUCUUGAUGUACUUCUAGGUCUGGUGGCAGUUCCUGUUUAACGUAGAAUGUGACUAAUGCUACUCUACGAGCACUUGGCAAAACUAAAAUGCUUUUAGCUGUACUUGUAUGCACUUGUUUAAAAAUUGCCAAAUACAAUUUCUGAUCUUGUAUGAA